Melanaphis sacchari is the source of this 1442-nucleotide messenger RNA. RefSeq names its product RING finger protein 113A (gene mdlc). Lineage: Eukaryota; Metazoa; Arthropoda; Insecta; Hemiptera; Aphididae. Gene Ontology annotation, biological process: snoRNA splicing. Bases 341 to 1276 code for a protein of 311 amino acids. The transcript is spliced from 2 exons. Gene Ontology annotation, molecular function: metal ion binding. The record is from RefSeq and is a predicted model, not a curated record. Gene Ontology annotation, cellular component: U2-type spliceosomal complex.
UGAAACCGUGGUCAACAAAAACUUAUUUUUUUAAUAAUGAUGUUAUCUAAUAAUCCAAUGUUUUUUAUACGCAUAGAUCUUUAUAGUUUAUACUUUUAUCAUUAGACAAAAAUACAAAAUAUUUCUAUGAGGACUUAGUCGCUUAGACCGCUUAGCCUUAAAGUAAUAAGGCUAUAUACUGAUAUCCGUUAUUCAGUUUUAUCAAUUUUCAGUUUGUGUUCAGUGCCGUACUGCCGUUUACUCAUUAGGUUUGAAACGUGGGAAGAAAUAUGACAUAAAUAUCACCAGAAUACAAGAUAUAUUUGAUUAAUUGCGAAAAAAAGUAAGAAAAAAUAUAAAUAUGUCAAUUGAGUUUAAAAAACGUAAAGUUGUUCAAAACCGACGUAAACGAACCACAUCUGAUAGUGAAAACAGUGACGAUGAAAGUGCUGUUGUUCUUAAUGAAAAACGUCAUAGAAAAUUAAAUCCGUUUAUACAAAGUACAUCAAACAAAAAGCUUAAAGCAUCUGAAUUAAUACACGAUUCUUCAGAGAGUGAUAAUGAAGCUGUCGGUGUUUCAUAUCGUUCCAAAAUGGACACCGACAUGAGUGGACCUAAAGAUAUGGGCGCAACAGCAACAAUUGAAAUUGACACUGAACUUGACAAAGAUGCUCAAGCUAUCUAUGAACGCUCUUUACAAGUAAAUAAAGAACUUAAAGGUAAAGAAGAUGACAAGGUUUAUAGAGGUUUAGCGAAUUAUACUCAAUAUUAUGAGAAAAAAGACACAGCUUUAGGUAAUGCGUCUAGUGGAAUGGUACGCAAAGGACCUAUAAGAGCACCAGCAAAUUUACGUUCUACCGUUCGUUGGGAUUAUCAACCUGAUAUUUGUAAAGAUUAUAAAGAAACUGGUUUUUGUGGUUUUGGCGACAGUUGUAAAUUUUUACACGAUCGUUCAGACUAUAAAUUUGGGUGGCAAUUAGAAAUGGAAUCUUCUCAACAAUGUGAUUCAGAUGAUGAUGAUCCAUCAAAGUAUGAAAUUAAAGAAAAUGAUGAUGAUUUCCUGCCCUUUAAAUGUUUGAUUUGUCGAGGAUCUUAUGUUAAUCCUGUAAUGACAAAAUGUAAACAUUAUUUCUGUGAAAAGUGUGCUUUAGCUCAUUUUAAAAAGAGUACUAAAUGUUUUGUCUGUGAAAAACAAACUGGAGGAUUUUUUGAUCCUGCUACAGCUAUUAUCGAAAGACUUAAUAAAGCUAAUACAGACAUAAUACACCAAUGUAAUUCAGAUGAAGAAUCGGAUUGAUUAGUAUAUUAUUAAUAUCUGUAAAUUAUCUGGAGUUUAAUAUGAGAGCUGUAGAUGAUCUAUAUCAAUCACCAUAGACUAAAAGACAAUCCCCUAAUUCAAACAAAAUAUAUUCUAAUUUGUUAAUUUUAUGUACCAAAGUAUUAUUAAGUACUAGAACAUUAUG